Molecule: messenger RNA, 1241 nt
Organism: Tilletiopsis washingtonensis
Lineage: Eukaryota; Fungi; Basidiomycota; Exobasidiomycetes; Entylomatales
Product: Homocysteine S-methyltransferase
Exons: 4
Coding region: 1-1224 (407 amino acids)
Biological process (GO): S-methylmethionine cycle
Molecular function (GO): S-adenosylmethionine-homocysteine S-methyltransferase activity
Source: RefSeq, a predicted model, not a curated record
AUGGCGCUAUCUGCACUGCUCGCGGCUUCGGGCCGGCGGGUUGCGGUCAUCGACGGCGGCUUGGCCACACACCUCGAGACCGGCCUCGGACAGGACAUCUCCUCGUCGCUUUGGAGCGCAGGCCUGCUGCAGGACGAUGCUAGCGGCUCGGAGGGAGAGGGCAGCGGCAAUGCUGCCAUCGUGCAGGCACACCUAGACUACCUGAACGCCGGCGCCGAACUGAUCGGCUCCUGCAACUACCAGACUGCGCAUCAGACCUUCGCACGCAUCGGGCUUGGAGCAGCCGAGGCAGAGCGGCUGAUGCUGCGUGCCAUCUCGCUGGCUGCACAGGCACGCACGCGCUUCCUUGACAGUGCUGCGGGCAAGGCACGCACAGCGGCUGGGCACAAGCGCCCUCUCAGUGCGCUGAGCCUUGGGCCGUACGGCGCCACACUGUCCAACGGCGCCGAGUACACGGGCGUGUACCCCUCUCCGGCCGAUACGGGCGCGGACAUGAGCAUGGAUGAGCUCGUGGCGUUCCACGUGCAGCGCUUGCGUCCAUUUGCAUCCAACACCGAGGCCUGGUCUGCCAUCGACGUGCUGGCGCUCGAGACGCUGCCUCGCGCGGACGAGGCACUUGCUUGCAGGCUGGCUCUGAAGCAGCUCGAGAACGAGUGUCUGGCGAAGGAUGCGGCAUGGCAGCGCAAGGAGCUGCUGAUCUCGUUCGUCUUUCCCGCCGGCGAGCAGCUGCCAUGGCCGAGCGCCAAGCGCUCGCUGGCGCAAGAGUGCGAGGCGCUACUCGAUGCCACGCUCGGUGCUGUGGGCGAGGCUGGCGCUCCACCCGGCGCAGCGGCCAUCGGCAUCAACUGCACGAAGCCUCACUUCCUCCAACCGCUCGUGGCCGCUCUGACGGAGGCAUUGUCGCGCCGUGCCCUCGCAGCGCAUCCGCACCUCUUCGUGAGCGCGGCGCCUGCUUUGCGGCUGAACGAGGCACUUACUUCUUCAUCUCAGCUCUACCCCGACGGCGGACAGGUCUGGGACGGCAUCAACAAGACAUGGAGCGCAGGGCCCGACGUGCCAGCCGAGCACGCCACGCCCGCAGGCUGGGCGCAGGCGCUGCUGACUUCGGCGCGCCCGGCGACCGAGAACGCUGCAUGGGGCGGCGUGUGGCUCGGCGGCUGCUGCAAGAGCGGCGACAAGGAGAUCGCAGAGCUCAGUCGCCUCGUGCUGGAGGAAAAGAAAUAGCAGUAUGUCACAAAGGU